Messenger RNA from Coffea arabica (coffee), 5098 nucleotides. RefSeq lists its product as uncharacterized. Gene Ontology annotation, molecular function: protein binding; mRNA binding. The record is from RefSeq and is a predicted model, not a curated record. NCBI's taxonomy places the organism in Eukaryota, Viridiplantae, Streptophyta, Magnoliopsida, Gentianales, Rubiaceae.
UCCAAAUUGAGUUUGACAGUUUCCAAAUUCGAUGAUGAUUCAUAUAUGACUAUACUCCUAAGCAAAACAGUCCUUAAAAAUUGGUUUGGGCCCAGCCCGAAACCCUUUAAUUGGGCCAUAAUAAUCCGAACUUGACGGCUUUGUAUUGAGAAAGCUUCCCAAUUUGCCUGAAAAAUCUCAGUAAAGAGUUAAUUUCAGACUUGGAGAGUUGGAGUGGACGAUGAUGGCAAUGAAGAGAAGAGCGGCUUCAUUAGGUACCGCUGCUGCUGCUAAUUGUACUACUCUUGCUUCAUUUCUCUCUGCAUUCCGAAGCCCUAAACCCCAAUUAGCUUUCUGUUCAGCUAUAGCAACUAGUAGUGAUAAAAUUAGAAAUCAUCAGCACCAAAUUGGGACGUCUUCUGGUAAUGUUUUGCAAUUUCUUUCUGGGUUGAAGGGUAGGAUUGAUAGUAUUGACAGUCUUGAUGAUGCUCUAAGCUUAUACCAGCAGCUGGUCCGGAUGAGGCCUCUGCCCUGUGUUUUUUAUUUCAAUCGACUGGUGGACCGCAUUGUUAAGAUGAAGAAGCAUUAUUCAUCUGCUGUCUCAGUUUUCAGAGAUAUGUACGUCAGGGGCAUUCCUCUUAGUGACUACACCCUCAAUGUUGUGAUUAAUUGUUACAGCCUCUUGGGUCGAGUGGAUUUGGGAUUUUCUGUAUUGGGUGUCUUCUUCAAGCGUGGUAUUCUGCCCGACAUAGUCACCUUUAAUACUCUACUUAAAGGACUCUUUCGGGAACAUAAGGUUCCCCAAGCACAAGAAUUUUUUAAGAAAAUAAUAUUCGAAAAGCUUUGCGAGCCCGAUGAAGUUACGUUUCUGAUUGUGAUAGAUGGGCUCUGUAAGGUGGGCAACACUCAAAAGGCUGUUGAAUUCCUAAGAGUCAUGGAAAAAAGAAGAAGAUGUAAGCCCAAUGUUAAUGUGUACAAUACUAUCAUUGACAGCUUUUGCAAAGAUAAAAUGGUCGGUGAAGCUCUUGCCCUUUUGCAGGAGAUGAUUGAAAAGGGCAUUUCCCCAGAUGUUGUCACUUAUAAUUGUUUGAUUGGUGGUCAAUGCAAUUUAAAUAGAUGGAAAGACGUUACAAAGCUCUUUUCUGAGAUGAAAGAUUACAAAAUUACUCCCGAUAUUGUUACUUUCAAUAUAGUGGUGGAUGCACUGUGUAAGGAAGGGCAUAUUGAAGUUGCUGAAGAGGUAGUCGGCAUCAUGAUUAGGCAAGGUCACAAUCCCAAUCUGGUCACAUACAGUUCCUUAAUGGAUGGAUACUGUUUAAAGCGCCGAAUAGAUGAAGCAAGGAGGGUCUUUGAAGCCAUGGUUAUUAGCGGCCUUACCCCUAACCUCCAUAGCUAUGGUAUUCUGAUAAAUGGCUAUUUCAAGCACAAGAAAGUGGAAGCAGCCAUGAAUAUCUUUCGUGAGAUUCAGCAUAAAGGUUUAACACCUAAUAUUGUUGUUUAUAACACUGUCUUGCAGGGGUUAUAUAGUGUAGGAAGCUAUCUUGGUGCAAGAGAAGUUUUCGAUGAGAUGCAAACUGCUGGCAUAAAGCCUAAUUUUUACACUUUCUGUGUAAUGUUGGAUGGAUUAUGCAAGACUGGACAUGUCAACGAAGCAUUGCAGUUAUUCCAUUCAAUGGAAGCUGAUGGAAUCGAUCAUCAUAUAGGCAUGUACAGUAUCAUCCUUGAUGGUUUGUGCAAAAGUGGGAGGCUAGAUAGUGCUCGUGAUCUUUUUGACAAUCUCUAUGAUAAAGGAUUGGAUCCUAAUGUCCCAACAUACACCACAAUGAUUGCUGGCCUGCUUUCACAAGGCCUGCUCACCGAAGCUAAAGAGCUUUUUGGAAAAAUGGAAGAAAAUGGUUGCCUGGCAGAUAGCGUUACAUACAAUGUUAUUCUGCAAAAACUCCUUAAAGGAGGCCAUUAUGAUGAUGCAAUAGUCUACUAUGAAGAAAUGGUUCGUAGAGGUUUCUUGCUAGAUGCAUCUACUUUUUCCAUUUUACUUGAUUCAUCUACUGAAAAAGAGAAAAAUCCUUCUCUACUUAUGUUGAUGCUGAAGAUUGGUCCUGAUAGCAAGAAGUUUAUUGAUGGGGGAUAAAGAGGACCUUCACAUUGGUUGCAACUUUUGGUCCUACUGGUUUUUGGCCCCUAAACUUUAACUAACAUUAUUUAGGUUUGCUUUUGAUUCUGUUUUAACUUAUCAUCUUUAUGGAAUAUAAGAAGUGUUGCAGCUGAGCCUCGAGUAGCUCUCUUGGUCAUAUUUUGUGAAAUGCCUCAAAGUUCUUCAGUCCAGGUGGAAGAAGCUGCGGUCUUUAAGGGAAGUUCAAUUUAUAACUGUACUGGUGCAGCAGUUCACAGAAGCCUGCUGGUGUUAAUUGGAUAUGUACAGCUUCUUCAGAGAGACUUCUUGCUUAACCUUUCUUAGAGAACUUCAGCGUAGAAUAUCACAUAAAAGGAGGGAGGUGAAAGUUUGUAUGGGAUGUGAAGAUUUCUUGUCAGAUAAGGCUGCAUUGAAACAAUCAAUUAGGUUCAAGUCAUCUUCCAAAACGACACACAUGUUUCCAAACAAAUUCAAUGGAUUUGAUUCAUUCUCUAAGAAGCCAAAGAGAAGGUGAAUGAGAUCUUUGUUUCUGCUAAAGAAAUAAUUUAUUUACAUCAUCUUGCCUAAUAAUUCGAAUUUUCCUUCUUUUAAGAUUUAUUGUAUUAGGUUUUAUUAAUAUGCAUGGAAAUUUAUGGUUCAAUUUCAAUCUCUUUUGGUUUCAAACAGGGAAUAAUUGUUUCUGGAGGAUAAUGAUCUAAUUGUGGCUUUAGCAUUUUCUCACAUAGGUUUAAGAAAGUUUUUCAACCAGUUGGCAGGGUGGGAUUAAGUAGCUAGGUAUCUGUAUACACUAUAUGGCUAAAUUCAAAUGUACAAGUCAUUAAUGACAAGUUUUCUAGAUCCAAGACUGAAUGCUGUCUUUUGUGCCUCUUUUCCAUUUAAAUAGAAAAACUCUGUACCUUCUCUUCUGGUCAGAAUAUAUCUACCUAUCUAAUAUAUUAAUUACGGAUAUGCUAAUAUACAGCUAAUAUAGUAGACCAUAAUCAGCUGCCCUUGAUUAGUGCAAUUAGUAGACCAUAAUCAGCUACCCUUGACUUUUGUAAUUAGUAGACUAGAUCCCAUAAUCAGCUGUCCUUGACUUUUGCAUUUAGUAGACCAUAAUCAGCUGACCUUGACUUUUGUAAUUAGUAGACUAGAUCUCGUUGCCCUUGAUAUCCCCCCUCAAAUUGAUGCUGGUCGAUCAAAAAGCAUUAAUUUGUCAACCAGAAAAUUGUGUCUAUGACGAGAGAGAGCUUUCGUAAGUAUAUCAGCAGUUUGAAGAUCAGUGGUGAUAUGAGGAAGAGAGAUAACAUGAUCAUCAUAUGCUUCGCGGAUAGAGUGACAAUCAACUUCAAUAUGUUUUGUACGCUCGUGAAAUACAGGAUUAGCACGAUUAGUAGCUCUUGGUAAUCGGCAAGAGUAUGGAGUAGAUUAUGAGGAGACCUUUGCUCUUGUGGCAAAGAUGACAACAGUUCGACUUGUUCUAGCUAUUGCUGCUUCUACGGGCUGGUCAUUGCGACAGAUGGAUGUUAAGAAUGCCUUUUUACAUGGCAAUCUUCAAGAAGAGAUUUAUAUGACUCCACCAUUAAAGUUAUUUUCUACAUCUUCAUCUGAUGUUUGUAAGCUAAAACGCUCACUCUAUGGCUUAAAACAAGCUCCACGGGCUUGGUUUGAUAAGUUCCGUUCUACGCUUAUUAGCUUCUCAUUUGUUCAGAGUCAGUAUGACUCCUCUUUGUUUCUUCGCAAGACUGAUAAGGGACUUGUUUUACUUCUGGUAUAUGUUGAUGAUAUUGUUGUCACAGGAAAUGACUCUGAAUUAAUAUCUCAACUUCAGGAGCAUCUUCAACGUUCUUUUCAUAUGAAGGAUUUAGGUCCUCUACAGUAUUUUUUGGGUCUAGAAGUGCACUCUACCUCAGCUGGUAUUUUCUUACAUUAGCAUAAACACAUCCAGGAAUUAAUUGCUUUGGCAGGUCUCCAAGAUGGUCGGUCUGUUGAUACCACAUUGGAAGUAAAUGUUAAAUAUCGCCGUGAUGAGGGUGAUUUUCUCUCAGAUCCCUCUCUCUAUCGGCAAUUGGUGGGAAGUCUCAACUAUUUAACUAUUACUCAGCCUGAUAUUUCAUUUGCUGUUCAACAAGUUAGUUAAUUUAUAGAGGCGCCUAGGCACCUCCAUCUAGCUGCUGUUCGUCACAUUAUUCGUUUUUUACUAGGCACUUCCUCUCGUGGUCUUUUCUUCUCCAGAAAUUCUCCUCUUCAUUUGGUAGCCUAUAGCGACGCUGACUGGGCGGAUUGUUCGGAUACUAGACGUUCAGUUACCGGGGAAGGAGAAGAAAGUCCCAUGACUUAUUUUGCAGAAGAAAACCCCUUGUCCUCAAGGAUUGGAAGGGUACUUAUUGAACUGAAGGGAAAAAAAAAAGCAUGAAUGCUCAACAGGAGAAGAAACUGAUUCAUGUGCAACUUGCUCAGCUCCAUUCUUUGUGGCUAGCAGUUGUUAAUUGUGAAGAUUUAAAGGUGUACCAGGGCAUUCCUUUGUCCGAUAAGACCGAGGGAGUAGUGGCAGUGGUGAAUAAAUCAGGAGCAAGGAACUUUUUUCAGUCUAUGAAGCAAAUUUAGUGGGAUGGGAUGGUGGAUUUCGAAAUUUAGUCAAGUGGAACCCUUGCAAGAGAAUGGUUGGAGGCCUUGCAACAGAAACUAGAAGCAGAAGCGAAAAGGCUCAAGCCCACAUCACCAAAACGUGCAUGGAAAAAGCACUAGAUGAGCAGCACUUUUUUUUCCCCCCAAAACUUCAUAAUGUAAAUCCCUUUCUUUUUGUUUUUAGCAAAUGGCAAAGCCUUUUUUGGCAUCAAAGACGACUCUGCUUCAUCUCACCUUCUGUAGUAUUCAUUAAAAAUUGCUUAAUUGUUUUUCAGCAUUUGUUUCAGUUGAUAAAGUUUUCACAAUGUAAUCUAAUAGACUAUAUUGACACUUUGUCUCACUUUAGAAAUUCAUAUUGAUUAUGAUGAAUAUUUCUAC